Fraxinus pennsylvanica is the source of this 4356-nucleotide messenger RNA. The record is from the annotation of a GenBank genome assembly. NCBI's taxonomy places the organism in Eukaryota, Viridiplantae, Streptophyta, Magnoliopsida, Lamiales, Oleaceae.
AUGGCUGUUGAAUUGUCGGAAACUGGAGUUAAAAUGAGAAAAGUUAUGAUCUGUACAAUCAGAUGGUGUUUUAGAUCAGUUUGCAGUCAUCCUUUCCUUGUGGGUUUUUUGUGUUUCUUGAUAUAUCUGCACAGAUCAUUUCCUUUUGUGUUUUCAUUGUUCUUGUCUGUGUCUCCGAUUCUUGUUUGCACUGCUGUUUUACUUGGAACCCUUUUAAGUUUUGGGCAACCGAAUAUACCUGAAAUUGAAAGAGAAGAGAAAACAACCCAUGGGAUUGUAUCUUUGAAAACUGGGGUGUCUGAAAAUUCUACUGUUGUUGAGAGAAAUGAAAGCUACUCUGUUGAGAGAUACGAUGAUAUAAGAAGGGAUGCAGCAGAGAAGUUGACAGAGCAAUUGAGUUCGGAAGCUGGUAAAACUAGUGAGGUUGAUGGAGACGAUAGUUUUAAUGAUACUGUACCAUUGAUUGAAGAAAGGUCUCAGGAAAGAAAAUGGGAGAAUAACGUAAUUGAGGAAGCACAAAGAGAGUCGAGUGAUGUGGGACAUGAUCAGGAGAGAAAAUUGAAAGAAAAGAAACUUGGUAAUGAGAAACUUAUGGAGAAUCAGUAUUCUUCUAUUCCGAAUGAUGAACCUCUUGAGUCAGAUGACGAUAAAUCACAAGCAGAUUCUUUUGAUUCAGAGAGGGUUAAUGUAGAUUCUCUGGAUUCUCCUCCUCAGUCACCUUGGACACGAAUAGAAGAAGUGGAGGAAGAGAGAGAAGAAGAUGAGGCUUUAGAUUCUGAGUCUGAUACAACUGAGAGUUCCUCUCCAGAUGCUUCAAUGACUGACAUAAUUCCAAUGCUUGAUGAGCUUCACCCACUUUUGGAUGAAGAUGCUCCGCAACCUGUUCAUUUGUCCCAUGAUGGAUCUGAUGCGGCAUCAGAAUGUUGUCCAAAAUCCAGUACUGGCAGUCAUGAGUCAGAUGAUGAAACUGAAAAUCAUGACCUAGAAGUUGCUGAUGAUGACAAUGAAGAAGCUGAAGAUGAAGAAGACACACAAGGGGACAAAGAGGAGCAGACAAAAUCUGCUAUUACAUGGACGGAAGAGGACCAAAAGAAUCUGAUGGAUCUGGGAAGCUCUGAGCUUGAAAGGAAUCAGCGGUUAGAAAAUUUAAUUGCAAGGAGGAGAGCAAAGAAAAAUACGAGCAUGUUGCCGGAAAGGAACUUGAUAGACUUAGAAAGUGCUGAUCUUCCAUUCAACAUUUCACCAAUUUCAACAAGAAGGCAUAACCCAUUUGACCUCCCUCAUGAUAGUUCUGGGCUACCUCCAAUUCCUGGUUCUGCUCCAUCUAUUUUAUUACCAAGGCGAAAUCCUUUUGAUAUUCCUUACGACUCAAGUGAAGAGAAGCCAGAUCUUAUAGGCGAUGAUUUCAAAGAGGAGUUUAUGACGUUUCAACCAAAGGAACCGGCUUUCCGUAGGCACGAGAGUUUUAAUGUGGGACCCUCAAUUUUUGCUCCAAAUAGGCAAGAGAAUCGGGAUAUCAAAUUAAGGCCAUAUUUUGUGCCGGAAGGGAUGGUUUCAGAAGGAACAAGCUUUUCACAAUUUCAGCGACAAUCAAGUGAACUUAGUGAGUCGAAGGUGAGUUCUGUUCCUGAAACAGAAUCUACUGGUUCGGUCGGGGAUCUGGAAGACAGAAAGCUGGCAGAAGAAGAUAUUUCUGAGGAACCAGAGGUGAUUUCCAAGUCAGAAGAUGUCAUUAAAGAGGUCAUAUCUCGGGAGACGGAGCUGAUUUCCGAGAACGAAGACAGUGUUGAAGAAGUUAUACCUCAGGAACUAGUGUCGAUCUCCAAAAUUGAGGAUGUUUCCGAGUAUGUUGGACAUGGAAGCCAAUCUUCUGAAGAAGUAGAAUCCUUGGAGUUAGAUCAAGUUGAGAAGAGAGAUGACGUUGAUGAGCUUGAUAUUCAAUUAGGAGACUUGGAAAAUCAUUAUGAAGAAGGAAAUGUAGCCGGAUCAGAGGAAGGCCAAGCAACUGAAUUUCAUUCUUCUGUAGAAGCUGCUGAACAGAGAUAUAAUAGUAGUUCAAGUUCUUCAUCAUUGUCAGAAGUGAGUGAAAGGAUCUUUAAUGAGAAAGGAGGUGACAAUUUGUUGACAUUGGAGGAAAGGAGAGACGCUUUUCCUGAAGGGCAAGACAUUUCAACUCAACCUUCAUUAGAAAGUGCUGAUCUCAAUAUUUCUAGUACAUCAGUUGAUGAGAAUCCAUACAAGGAUCCUGUUUAUGAUUCAAGCCCCCAAGCAUGUACGAAGAACCUUUCUUUGUCCUCUACGUCCUCUGAUGUGCAUGUAGAGUCUGAACUUGGUUUGAUGCCUGAGUUGGCUAAGCGGAGUGUUUCUUUUAUUGAAAGAGAAUCUGAAGGGAGUUGUCAUGAAAUGGAGGACAGUUCUUGUAACGUUGAGAUGCUGCAUCCAGUAGAUAAAAAUGAAGCAGGGACAAAGAAUCUUAUGGAUAUAAGAGAGCAUGAUAUUAUGGACUCUGAUUUCACUGGAGUUGGCCAAAUUCAUGUAGAAACAUCUGCUAGAGCUUCAAUGGAAGAAAAUAUUUCUUAUCAACACAGUAGUUAUCAGCAUGCACAAGGUGAAGUAUCAAGUUUCAAUGGAGAUAUUCACGUCAUGGUCCACCCUGUUGCAGAGCAAACUUUCAAGUCAUCUGCAGAUAAAAUCUUGGGUCAAUCGGAGGAGGAAAAGCGUUCUUUGAUUUCUGAGCAAGCUUCAGUUAGUCAACUCAAUACACCUCCUUUCAUGCUUGAAUUGUCUGACGAAGGUUCAUUUGACAAGGAAGAAAUUAUUCGGUCUGCUCAGGACCAUGUCCCAUCAUCUGAUUCUGAUGUGAAAUUUGAUGCGGUUUUUCACAAUGAAGCAGAAGAGAAGCUGAUUUCUUCACAUUAUUCCGAGGAAAAAUCAAUUUCUCACUUUGAUGACGAACUGGAUUUCACGGAUAAACCAAUGAAUGAGCAGGAAGCACCUCAUACCUUGGUCCAGUCAAUUGAGGAAGCAAGAACUAAAGACAGCUCGAGCAUCCCAGACGUUAAGGAGCUAGAUUCUGAAAUUUCGUCAAAUGUUAUUUCCCCUCAAUUGGAGGCUCACGAAAUGAAAACAGGAGCGAGUUUAUCAAUUUCAAAUACGAGUGCCAGUGGUGAAGUUGGAAAUAGUGAUACAAUUCCAGCAUUAGAUAAUUGCAAUUUUCCAGCUGAAGUAAUUAGUUCUCGUGUUGAUGAACAGAUUAUGGUUGAAGACACGGGCGAGAUAGAGGAAAUUGAUGGACUGCUAUCAGAAUUGGAUGCAGUUGGUGACUUCAAUGUCAACCAGUGUCAAUCAAGCUUCAACAAGUUCAAGGGACACGUGGAUUCUUCCGGAGAAAGCUUGUCUUCACCACAUGAGGCUACUGGCACAAUUGAACCUAUUGAUUCAUCAAAUAGGGAAUUUGUUGCAAGGGAUGUCCAAAACUCUAUUCAUCCAAAGUCAUCCGAAGAAGAACCACUUCCUCCGAAGGAAAGCAAAGACAAUUUGAAUUCUGAAGAAAAUAAUUCUAGUAUGCCUGUAGUUGAAGUGCAAUCCGUUGAAGAUGUUGAAUAUAUGCAUAAGAAGUAUAAAUCAACAUCGAUGGAAACUGAAGUCAUGGUUGCAGAGCCUGAGAUGCCCCUUCAAGAUGAAGUUGAUAUAGAUGCCAAUUCUGGAAUGACAGAACUCGAAGCACGAACAUUUCAAGAUAUUGAUUUGGCAUUUAAAAAAAUAGACCAGAGAGAAAUUGAGAAGCCUGUAGUUGCUCAGCUACCCGAUACUGAUCUGAUAGUCGAAGAAACUAAAGUUGAGUGUUCAGAGGAUGGAAUAUUGACGAACACCAAGAUUGAACUGCCAAUUCUGGAUGUUACAUCGACUGAAGAUGUCACAUUGGUCCAUACCCAAGUCCAUGAUAGUAUUGUUCAGCAAAGUACCCUGCCCAAUUCUGUUGCCGAUGCUCCGCAUGUGAUGAAUUCCAGAAACAUGCAAGGGACCACUUUAGAAUUGCAUGCUGUGGAAACAAUGCCUUCGGAAGUUAUUGAUUUGGAGAAACAGUUGAAGCCGAAUGAAGAUGGAUCGGCUAAAUUCAAGGUGUAUGAAGUAAGUUUGUCUGAUGAGUAUGCCGAAGCCGAAUCAAGUAUUAAAGAAGAUGGUGUAAAAGAAAUGAACACGGUUUCUGCUGAAGACCCUGGCCAAGAAGUUGAAACACCUAAAAACACAAGUUCAACUCCAUCUGUUAAAGACAAGGAGAAAAAAUCCCAAAAGUCAAGCUCAAGCUCAAGCUCGAGUUCUGACUCAAGUUCAAGUGAUUCCGACAGAGAGUAA